UUUAGCGAAAGGGAAAAUGUCGGCGUGUUAGUGGGGUUUUGUUGUGCCAGCCAGAGAGUCGGACUUUUUGGCCACGGUCUCGUGUACGUAUUUUCGAACGUAGUGCGAAUCCACCACCGAUACGGCUCCAAGAAGGCGCAACAUCGUCGCGUUUGCCAAUAAAUGGCGUAUAUGUCCUACCGGGUACGCUCAGUACUUUAAAUCAGGUUUGAUCCCGACGUGAGCCAGGUCGCAGAGGUCCGCCGUCGGUUCUAGCGGAGGGAGGACAGAAAUUGGGAAGCCAAGAGUAAUAUGUCGUUGCAGUUGGCGAUGUCAGUAGCAAAGAAUGAUUUUAUUGUGGGCGGCAAAUACAGGCUGAUGAGGAAGAUCGGCUCGGGAUCCUUCGGCGACAUAUACCUCGGUAUCAACAUCUCUAAUGGCGAGGAAGUUGCUGUUAAGUUGGAGAGUAUGCGUGCUAGACAUCCGCAACUCCUGUAUGAAUCAAAAUUAUACAAAAUUUUACAUGGCGGUGUAGGGAUACCUCACAUUCGUUGGUAUGGACAAGAACGUGAAUACAAUGUACUUGUCAUGGAUCUUCUUGGUCCAUCUCUGGAAGAUCUGUUCACAUUCUGUUCAAGAAGGUUUACAAUUAAAACAGUCCUAAUGUUGGCAGACCAAAUGAUUGGCAGGAUUGAAUAUGUUCAUUGCAAACAUUUUAUUCACAGAGAUAUCAAGCCAGAUAAUUUUUUAAUGGGCAUUGGUCGUCAUUGUAAUAAGUUGUUUCUUAUCGAUUUCGGAUUAGCUAAAAAAUAUAGGGAUAGUCGUACAAGAAUGCAUAUAAUAUAUCGGGAGGACAAAAAUUUAACGGGUACAGCCAGGUAUGCCUCGAUCAAUGCACACCUUGGAAUAGAACAGAGUCGUCGCGAUGAUAUGGAAUCCCUUGGUUAUGUGCUUAUGUAUUUCAACCGAGGAUCUUUACCCUGGCAAGGACUCAAAGCUGCUACCAAAAAGCAAAAAUAUGAGAAAAUAAGUGAAAAAAAGAUGUCCACGCCUGUAGAAGUUUUAUGUAAGGUAAAUUUAACACAUUUAUUUCUUUCAAAUUUUUCACUUUUAGGGAUUUCCUGCUGAAAAAAACCAGAUUAUAUGUAUCUUCGCCAACUUUUCCGUAUAUUGUUCCGUACGUUAAACCAUCAGUAUGACUAUACGUUUGACUGGACGAUGUUAAAACAGAAGGGACUAACAGUUGUCACUAGUGCAGUAACUGGAACAACUGGUCUCAAUCCACCCAAUCUGGGUACUCAGGGGCAAGGGCAAUCCCAAGGUCAGCCACCCGCUUAGGCCAAUGCUCAGCCAGGUGUUUAUUCUUAA
Molecule: messenger RNA, 1347 nt
Organism: Dufourea novaeangliae
Lineage: Eukaryota; Metazoa; Arthropoda; Insecta; Hymenoptera; Halictidae
Product: casein kinase I isoform alpha-like
Exons: 5
Biological process (GO): peptidyl-serine phosphorylation; negative regulation of canonical Wnt signaling pathway; signal transduction
Cellular component (GO): cytoplasm; nucleus
Molecular function (GO): protein serine/threonine kinase activity; ATP binding
Source: RefSeq, a predicted model, not a curated record